Cololabis saira (Pacific saury) is the source of this 1757-nucleotide messenger RNA. RefSeq names its product 4-hydroxyphenylpyruvate dioxygenase b (gene hpdb). The transcript is spliced from 14 exons. Gene Ontology annotation, biological process: L-tyrosine catabolic process. The record is from RefSeq and is a predicted model, not a curated record. Gene Ontology annotation, molecular function: 4-hydroxyphenylpyruvate dioxygenase activity. NCBI's taxonomy places the organism in Eukaryota, Metazoa, Chordata, Actinopteri, Beloniformes, Belonidae. Bases 17 to 1198 code for a protein of 393 amino acids. Gene Ontology annotation, cellular component: Golgi membrane; endoplasmic reticulum membrane.
GUCAGAUCACUGCAACAUGACUACAUACACAGACAAAGGAGAAAAGCACGAGCAGGGCAGGUUUCUCUGCUUUGAUCAUCUAACCUUCUGGGUUGGAAAUGCAAAGCAGGCCGCAUCAUAUUACUGUAACAAGCUUGGAUUCGAGCCACUGGCUUACCAGGGUUUGGAGACUGGUAGCCGAGAAGUGGUGUCCCAUGCCAUCAAACAAGGCAAGAUCAUCUACGUGUUGUCAUCUGCCCUCAAUCCUGGAAAUAAAGAGAUGGGGGAUCACUUGGUGAAGCAUGGGGAUGGAGUGAAAGAUAUCGCUUUCACAGUGGAGGACUGUGACUUCCUGGUUGAGAAAGCCAGAGAGAGGGGGGCAGUUAUUAUAAAGGAGCCUCACACUCUGGAGGACAAGUAUGGCAAAGUCAGGCUGGCUGUGCUUCAGACGUAUGGCGACACCACACAUACAUUGGUGGAGAGAAGGGGCUACAGCGGGUUGUUUCUGCCAGGUUUCUGUCCUCCUCUGUACAAGGAUCCCUUUCUAGUAAAACUGCCGAGUGGAAAAUUAGACUUCAUUGAUCAUGUUGUGGGAAAUCAACCAGAUAAUGAGAUGGUUCCAGUGGUCGAAUGGUAUCAGAGGAACCUACUGUUUCACCGUUUCUGGUCAGUGGAUGACAAGCAGCUUAAGACAGAGUUCAGUGCUCUGCGCUCCAUCGUUAUAACAAACUACGAGGAGACAGUGAAGAUGCCCAUCAAUGAGCCCGCCAUAGGGAAGAGAAUGUCUCAGAUCCAGGAAUAUGUGGAGUACUACGGCGGUCCAGGAGUGCAGCAUAUUGCCAUGAACACAUCAGACAUCAUAACUGCUAUUCGGAAUCUUAAGGAGCGUGGGAUGGAGUUCAUGGCAGUGCCAGACACCUACUACGAGCAGCUGAGAGAGAAGUUGAAACACUCAAAGGUCAAGAUCUCAGAGGAUCUGGAUGUACUGCAGGAACUAAAGAUCUUAAUGGACUAUGAUGACAACGGCUAUUUACUUCAGAUCUUCACCAAACCAGUCCAGGACCGGCCAACUGUGUUCAUGGAAGUCAUUCAGAGACACAAUCACCAGGGUUUUGGUGCAGGAAACUUCAAGGCUCUCUUUCAAGCUAUUGAAGCAGAACAGCAUACCAGAGGGAAUCUGAUUGUCCUGACACCAAAUGGCGUUUCAAAGGACAUGUGAACUCAUCGAUAUAUAUUCACUUCACAGCGCUCAAACAGUUCAACAAUGAUUUACGACCAAAAGUACAGUCUGCUCAGGGUCCCGUAUCAGUGUGCUAAACAUUGAUAUUGAGAUGUAUACAGUAAGAACACACUAAGUAUGACAAGUUAAAUGAUUUUUUUUUUCAGUUGCAUUAAUCAUUUCCUUUGUGUAACCUUAUCUUAUUAUGUCUUCUGGCAGUCAUGAUAUUAUGAUAUUGUUUGAGUUUGUAUCAACUAUCAAGAGAAUAUCACAGUUUCCCCACAAGAUUAACAGGAAAAACAUCAUUACAAGCUUGACUCAAGCAAAACAUCAUUGAACCUUUCAUCAAUGAAAACAUUUCACUAACUUUUGGAGACUGAAGUCAUCAUUCUGUUCCUCAUACUGGAAUAAAUACUUUAAAUUGUGCUGGUUGGUUGUCUCUUUAACUUUGAUGUAUGAGCAACUGUAGUAUUUUGUAAUGUUUUAUGUUUAACCAGGCUUUACAGGUGGUACUGUACAUUAUUAUUUCAUAACCAACCUCCAUAUAUUAAAUAAUAUC